UGAGGUGACAGGCAAACAGGGACAAACAUGAUUUUCAUUUGACAAAUGAAAGAUUACUGGAUAUCACACCAAUCACAAUCAAGAUAAGAAGAUCGCACAUUGCCAGCACAAGAAACAGUGGCUGCAGAGAGUGUCACAUAAAAAGCAGAGAGAGAUAGUUGGGAGUGGUUCGAUUGCUGAGAGGGAGGCUUGUGUUUAGGCCAUGGAGAAUUGCUAUUACUCUGCCUGGCCUGAAGGGGAAGAAAAUUGGGCUCAUGCUGCUGUACUAAACGACGAGUCGCCCUAUCUAGUCCCCUGGCCCCUGCCGCCCCAUGUCUCAGCCUCCACCAGCUCCAGAUUCCAAUUCCAUGGCUUCCCAUCUGAAGGAGGAGGGGUUGCAGAAGAUGGAGGUGCAACUCCUUCCAAGAGCCAUAGCCAAGCAGAGAAGCGCCGCAGGGACAGGAUUAAUGCACAACUUGCAACUCUUAGGAAACUAAUUCCCAAGUCUGAUAAGAUGGACAAGGCAGCUCUAUUAGGGAGAGUGAUCGAGCAUGUGAAGGAUCUGAAGCGAAAAGCAAUGGAAGUAAGCAAAUCCUGCUCACUUCCAACAGAAGUAGAUGAAGUAACCAUAGACUCCGACCAUGCUCAAGACGUAAACCUCCCCAGCUUGGAAAAGGGCGAACACAAUAUUUUCAUAAGAGCUUCUUUCUGCUGUGAUGACCGGCCGGAGCUAUUCCCGGAGCUCAUCCAAGUCCUCAAGAGCCUACGACUGACGGCAGUUAAAGCCGAUAUGGCCAGCGUGGGUGGCAGAAUUAAGAGCACUUUGGUGCUCUGCACCAAGGAAAGUGAUGAAGCGGGUGUUUCCCUGAGCACUCUCAAACGAUCCCUUAAAUUAGUUUUGUCAAAGCUUGCUUCAUCACCUAUGGCAUCAAAUUGUCGUAUUAGAAGCAAACGGCAGAGGUUCUUCUUGCCUUCUUAUUAUUCACAAUAAAUCUUGCUGAAACAUUUCUGGGUCAUCUCAGUUACACUGCUUUUUUUUUCUUCCUUUUUUUUUUACCCCCCCUUGAGACAUGCUUUGUCCCCGCUCAGUCACUGUCAGGGAACCGUAGAAAAAUGUUGGGUGGCAAGAGCAAAGUACGCGAAUUAUUCAUGUCGUUUCCUACCAUAUAAAGAAGUGGACUUCAUUGUAUGACCACACUUUCUCU
Messenger RNA from Corylus avellana, 1184 nucleotides. RefSeq names its product basic helix-loop-helix (bHLH) DNA-binding superfamily protein. Lineage: Eukaryota; Viridiplantae; Streptophyta; Magnoliopsida; Fagales; Betulaceae. Gene Ontology annotation, biological process: regulation of DNA-templated transcription. The record is from RefSeq and is a predicted model, not a curated record. Gene Ontology annotation, molecular function: DNA-binding transcription factor activity; protein dimerization activity.